This is a messenger RNA of Theileria parva strain Muguga, 2128 nucleotides long. RefSeq lists its product as uncharacterized. The record is from RefSeq and is a predicted model, not a curated record. The transcript has a single exon. NCBI's taxonomy places the organism in Eukaryota, Apicomplexa, Aconoidasida, Piroplasmida, Theileriidae. Bases 283 to 2073 code for a protein of 596 amino acids.
GUUAUUAGAAAGAACUGUUUAUUUGAGUCUUCGUAUUGUUAUAUCACGUAGUGAUUUGUUAUUGAGAAAUUACAUUUGUCCUAUUCUUGUUACAGAGAUUAUAAUUAUCUCCAGUGUACAGUAGAAUUGUAUUAAUUGAUUGUUAUAACUGAGUUUAAGUUUAAGUGUAGGAAGGUUAUUCUUCGGAUUAUUGUGUUCAUCAAUAACAUCCUUCAGAUUUUUCAAAAUUUUAGAAUCCAACUUAGAUAUAAUUAAACUUACAUUAAUUUGCCUAAAACAAUUAUGCAGAGGUUAGGUAUUGAUAACCCUGAAAUUAUUGCUGGUGACAUUGAGCGUCCUGUGUCUUCGAAGAGACCACUUGAGUCCGAAGGAAUACUUAUUAGAGGCAUCAAAAGAUUGCGUGAAAAUACCCUAACUUUAGUUCAAACCUUAAUUGAGAUACUCAAGUCAGUGUUUGAAGAACUUUCUGAAAUACCCUCUGGGCAAACUCUAAUAACUGAAUUUAUUCCCACUGUAAACUCAUCUCUGAGUAGUUUCUCAUACCAAAGUCCGCACUCAGAAAGUACUAAUGAGGACAACAGUGUUGUAACUGAUGUAAUUGGAAUGAGUCUCAGGAAUAUAGCAGGAGAGUUUAAGGAAAAUAUCGACAAAUUUAUAUUUUGUAAAGGUUAUAAAGAGACUUUUUACACGUUUCUUUUCCUUUACAAGCUUAUUGAAAGUGUUUUCCCUGAUUAUAGAACCUCUGUCAGCUCAAGACACCGUGCCAACAUUAACAAAAUAACAGCCCCCAAAUCAAUAUAUUUCUAUAAGGAGGAGAAGAUUAUUUUCUUCGAAAUUCUUAAUAUUUUUAUUGGGUAUAAGCUGGAGAAUGGCUACGGGGUAGUUGGAUCCUAUAAGAUUCCAGAAAUAACACUGUACCGCAGAGUUAAUGGUGAAUUAGUUCCAUUAACCCGUGACCAGUAUAGUGACUAUUUAACUUUAGCUGGAGGAACACAGUGGGUAAUUAGAGUGAGAGAGGAACUCGAGUGUGUUAGGGCAAUGAUAGGAGAUCAUAUUGUAUGGACGAAAGAAACUUAUUUGAAGGGAUUCCUAGUAACUCUGUUGUAUAAAUUUGCAGAUGACAGUAUAGUUGUUGAGGCCGGUAGGUUGUUCAAGUUCACAAAGUACAAUAAGAUGUGGAUUGAAAAAACUCAAAUCCCUUUCCUUUUAACGCAUUACGCUAAGGAUGAGAUUGAUGGAUUCAUACCAGUUUUUAUCGAAAAUGUGUCAAUAGAUGAUAAAAAUAAAUACAUACUGGACUAUACAAACGAGCCAAACUUUGACAUGGUUAAGUACCGUGAUAAGACAAUUUGUAGACAUCAACCAGGGCAAUCCUUUCCCAAGAGCAUGAGUUGUUAUUCCAACCUCAAGACGUUUGAAUUCAAAUUUGAUGACAAAUUUAUCACUUACCUAUUGAAAGGUAAUGAGUUGAUUGAGAAGCACCAUCAUAUUCCGCCCGUAACACUACUCUCUCAAGAUAACGAGGGUAACACUAGAGAACUAAGUUCCGAUGACUAUAAUUUACAAAUGUUUACAAAAGGAGGUAUUAAAUUUGUUUAUACCCUUAGCCAUGGAGUGUGUACCCUGAUUAAAUACUAUGAUAGAGUAAUUUGGAGCCGUAAUACCGGUGAGAAACCACUCUAUGUCGUUUACAGACAAGAAACUGGAAGACUUGAAGUUAUUUUCGAGGAUAAAAUCCUUUUAUUCGAUUCAAAAAAUCCCAACUCUAUUGUACAAACCAUCGAAAUUCCUCCUGAACUAACCUUACACAAGAGAAAUGAUCAGGGAGAAACUGUAAAACUCAGUCCUCUGGAGUACAGAGUCCAGACAUCUGAAAAAACUGGAUUGAAAUACACACCUAACGAUGACAUAAUUUGUACUGAACUUAGACAUAAUAACAGAGUGGUGUGGAAAUACACUGAAGGAGUCCAUAAACCCUUAUCAUUCACUUAUUUCUUUAAAACAAAAAAGAAAAUUACCGUUAAGUUCCACUAUAAACCUUCGCUAAAGUAUCAACUUCAAAACGACGAAUAGACUCUAACCAGACAAGUCAACACCCAGUCUACUCAUUAAUUUUAUCUAUUAACUA